This is a messenger RNA of Trematosphaeria pertusa, 168 nucleotides long. RefSeq lists its product as uncharacterized. The transcript is spliced from 2 exons. The record is from RefSeq and is a predicted model, not a curated record. NCBI's taxonomy places the organism in Eukaryota, Fungi, Ascomycota, Dothideomycetes, Pleosporales, Trematosphaeriaceae. Bases 1 to 168 code for a protein of 55 amino acids.
AUGCCCCCGGAAGGCAACACGUCCAGCUCCAGCGGCAACCAGGGCAGCUCAGAGACGCAGAGCAGCGGUCUCGGCGCCCAAGGCGCCGCCGUAGCGACGGGAUGUGCGACUAUGUGUGUUUCGACCGUGGCGGGUGCAUGUUCGCCUUGCUGCUGCAAUAUCUCUUGA